This is a messenger RNA of Pyrenophora tritici-repentis Pt-1C-BFP, 519 nucleotides long. RefSeq lists its product as uncharacterized. The record is from RefSeq and is a predicted model, not a curated record. Lineage: Eukaryota; Fungi; Ascomycota; Dothideomycetes; Pleosporales; Pleosporaceae.
AUGCCUCGAGCGCCACCCCAGAACCUUUCCCGAUCCUUCAACACCCGCUACGCUGGUAUCUUCCGGAAAGCUGCGGAGCUUCAUCAAAUCGACGAUAGAGUCCGCAUCUCCAUUAUUGUCGAGAAACCUGGCGUCACUCCUCUCGUUUUUAGCACGGAGGAGAGAGGACAUAACUGGCCUCCUUUCGUACAAGACUAUGUCAAGAGCAAUAAUCCCCACAUCAAGCGACCAGCUCACUAUCAGAGUGUUAGUGAUGGCAUCUCGAGAGGUCACGUCAGAAUCGUUCGCACGUCUUCGCCAUCACCAUCUCCGCCGUACAUGCCUGGCAAUAGACAUAGCAGGGAACAGACUCAAGAGCUGCCCAAUGCGGCUGCUGUCCAGGAAAGCCCGCCGAGCUAUGUUGGGGAGUCUUGGUAUCUUCCCGCGACCCCGCCCCGCCCUACUCCAAAUCGAAUCUCAACUUCUAGUCCGUUGCCAAUCAACGUCGUCCUCCCGUCAAAGAUGGUCAAUGGGGCGUGA